Molecule: messenger RNA, 3180 nt
Organism: Rhineura floridana
Lineage: Eukaryota; Metazoa; Chordata; Lepidosauria; Squamata; Rhineuridae
Gene: RNASEL
Product: ribonuclease L
Exons: 7
Coding region: 584-2719 (711 amino acids)
Biological process (GO): mRNA processing; protein phosphorylation
Molecular function (GO): RNA nuclease activity; protein kinase activity; protein binding
Source: RefSeq, a predicted model, not a curated record
CCGCCUGAGAAAGAAAAUGAAAGGACAAACUCACACGCGUCGACGCCCAAUCCCUUCCUCCUCCUCCUCCUCCUCCUCUAACCCUCAUUUCCGUCACCACCUCUGAUUUAGCAGCAUUUGACUCUCGGGUUUAGGACAAACGGCGCGAUUCUUUCCUCUCUCGCUCCCUCCUUCCUCCGAUCCGCAUCUCUUUACCUGAACCUCUUCGCCCGCUGUCGCGCUUCCGACUACAGACGUCAGAAGUAACGCAAAGGAGACGAAACGUUCGCUUGAUGAUGGAAUGCAUAUGGAGAAGGAAGGCUGUGAGCCCUUAAUAUGCAUCCUUGUGACCAAGGCACUAACUUUUAUCUACUUAGCACCUUUGUUAUUUGAGCCUUCACCAUCCAAAACAUGUGAAUCCAGAGAUGGUGUAUCUUGCAUCGAGCCCUGUGGCCCCAUAACUCCAUGUGCAAAUAGCUCUUCCAUUAAUUCAAAAGGUUGAUGUCACCGUGGCUGUUGAUUUUGUUUUAAACUGGAAAUAUAUUCCUAGAAGCCAGUGUAAUCAGAAUCUCUGGAAGAGGCGUCAGAAUCCUACAAAAAAGAAAUGGCUGCUGAUAACGAAAUUAGCUUUCAGCUAAAUAGUGCAGUGAGAAGAGGAUCGAUUGAGACUGUCCGACGGCUGAUGGAAGAAGGUGCCAAUAUCAAUUCAAAGGUGAAUGAUGGCUGGACAGCUCUCCAUAGCGCUGUACAAAACGAUGAAGAGGAGAUUGCCCGCCUUCUGCUGGACAAAGGAGCUGAUCCACUGGCUAGGAAGGAUAACAAAGCUACUCCUUUUAUUCUAGCAGGAAUAACAGGCAACGUGGAGCUUUUAAAGCUCUUUCUUCAGAUGGGGUCAGACAUCAAUGAGCAUGAUUUCAAUGGCUUCACGGCAUUCAUGGAGGCUGCUCGGUAUGGGCGAGAGGAGGCCCUGAAGUUUCUGUACGAGAGCAAGGCAGAUGUUAACUUGGGCAGAGUAGUUGAUGAGGAGAAAAAGUCCUUGAAUAAAGGGGGGGAAACAGCCCUGAUGGAUGCGGCCAGGUGCGGCCACCUCUCUGUUGUCAAAGCCCUAGUUGAAGAGAUGAAUGCUGGCGUGAACAUCUGUGACAAUUGGGAGAGGAAUGCAUUAGUCCAUGCUCUAUCAGUGACUAAAAAUGACCAGGCCCAAGACAAAGAGGCAGUUGCCCUUUUCCUCUUAAAACACGGAGCUGAUGUGAACAAGAGAGAUGAAGUUGGGAAAACUACUCUCAUCCUGGCAGCUGAAAGGCAAAGCCAAGAUGUGGUGAGGGCUAUAUUGGGGGAAAAUGAAGUUGACGUGAAUGACGCUGACAGAAACGACAUAACAGCAUUGAUGGCAGCAGUGAAGAAGGAAAAUUAUGAAAUAGCACAGAUACUGUGUGAAAAGGGAGCAAGAACAGACAUUGGGGACCUCAUUGAGAUCGCCAGUAGGACUUACAACAACAAAAUGAUAAAGCUUCUUCACCAAUACAGACCGUUGGCUAGUCCAAGGCAGCCAGAGAUACAGUGGAGCUCCUCUAGCAGACGCUGGCAGUCCAAGCUCCAGGAUCUCCGCGGAAAGUAUCGUCCUAUGAUUGGAAAACUCAAGAUCUUCAUGCUCCCAGAUUUCAGGAUUCAGAGAAGCUCCCACGGAGGCGUCUACCUAGGAUUCUACAAUGAAGAAGAGGUGGCUGUGAAGAUAUUCCCCACUAGUGCAGAAAAUGCUGAGCGAGAGAAAACCUGCCUUGAGAAAUGCCGUAUCAGCAAUCAUCUGGUGAAGUUCUGUGGGUGGGAAGAACAGAAGUCCUGUCUCUACUUGUGCCUCUCUCUGUGUGAGAAAAACCUUGAGGAGUACUUCAGAACACCAGAGAUUAAGAAUGCAACUAUUAAAAAUAAAGACAUUCUUGAAACAAUAUUUCAGGCAGUGAAGGAAAUGCACUCAUUUGGAUUUGGACAUCAGGAUCUGCACCCAAGUAACAUUUUGAUAGAUGUCACUGGUAAGAUUUUUCUAGCAGAUUUUGACAAGAGCAGAAAAAUAAAUGAUGGUGAAAAAGAUGUUAUAAUCACAGAAGAUCUACAGGCUCUCAGAAAUCUAGUUCUAUAUGUUGCAAUGAGGGGCAAAAUCUGCUUUGGAGACUUGCCUGCCCAGUGUCCAGAGGAUGUAGCUGAUCAUAAAGAAAUUGAAGACCUCAGAGCAGGUUUGGAAUCUCCUGAUGAAAACAUACCAGUCAGUGAACAACUGGGACAGCUGAUCUACCAUCCUUAUUUCUGGAACAAACAGACGAAAUACAGGGUCUUAAGAGAUGUUGGGAAUGAGAGUGAUAUAAAGACACGCAACACUAUGAAUCAUAACAGCACUAGUAAAAUUUUGAAGGCUUUGAAUCGUGAGGAGAAUCCUUUCAAGGACUGGAAAGGAAGGAUUGACAAGGACGUGCUGGACUGUAUGGUUCGUCCCUUUCAUGACCAGGGCAAGAAGAAAAAAAAUGAGAGAAGUUAUGAAAACUGUGUGACAGAUUUACUGAAGCUGAUCAGGAAUAUGGGAGAGCACUUCAAUGAGAAGGAUGAGAUGGUGCGGGAGAUAAUCAAGGAGCCAGCAGACUAUUUUCUGAACCUCUUCCCAAAUUUAACAAUUUAUGUCUACCGAAGUUUGCAUAAUAUACAAUAUGAUAAACAUUUUCCAAAUGCGCAGAAUCCUUCUCAGCUGUAACAGGGACCACUGGACAUAAAUUCUUCAUGAGAGUUUUCUUCUGUCUUAGGGUAUGAGAGAUAAUUAAAUGACCCCUUUUCCAGAAUUAACCAUUUCCAUCUACCAGAGUUUGUGCAGCACAGUAUGAUAUAUAUUUUCUGAAUGCUCAGAAACUUUCUCGGUUGUAAUGGAAAUCAGCAGCAGUUGACUCUUGCACAUGACUCUUCUGUCUUUUGUCAGUUUGUCUCCCUUCUACUAAGAUGCUGGAUGAAAUAAGAAAAUUUCACUAUGCUUAAUAUAAAGAGACAGAAAGAAAGGAUGCAGCUGGCAGAAAGGAUCUUUAGUUGAAGUUUGUGGGUGCCCGCUUUCUUGCUUGAAAUGGAGUCCUUCUGUUACCUACCAGCUAAACACCAAGCCAUGUUUUGAAUAAUCUCUGAAUUUUACACUGUAUCUGUAGAAAGAGAAAAUAAAUAUUUUGUUUA